AAGUCUUUCAACAGAAGUUGAGACUUUCAAACAUUCGUGCACGCGCAAUAUUGUGCAGCAUUAGAAAUUUCAUAGAUGGAAAUAAAAUUUUUCAACAAAAGUUUUUAAAUACGAUGCUCGAAAAAGCGAUGAAAGAACAUGCAUCACUAGAUGUAAUACAAAAUGCAAUGGGUGUGAUGGGCCCAUGGCAUAUUGUUAUUGCUGUGGCAUUGUCUCUUGUAAAAUUUCCGGUUGCUUGGCAUCAACUUUCUAUUAUAUUUCUUGCACCUCCGACUAAUUUUUCAUGUGCUGCACCAAUAUCAAAAACUAAUGAAUCUACAAUAAUGAAAUGUUAUGUAGAUAUAGGAAAUGGUACUAUGGAAAAAUGUACAAUUUUUAAAUAUGACAAGCGUAUAUUUAAAGAGAGCAUUAUAACUCAAUGGGAUUUAGUUUGUGAUAGAGAACAAUUGACAAAUGUUAUACAGUCUUGUAUAAUGUUUGGAGUACUUAUUGGUAAUUUAGUUUUUAGUAUAAUGGCUGAUCGAAUAGGUAGAAAAAAACCUUUGAUGAUUGCUAUAGGAUUACAAUCAUUAACAGGAUUUAUAAGUGCAUUUAUCCCAUGGUUUGAAUUAUUUGUGAUAUUUAAAUUCAUUUCUGCUAUAGCUACAGGUGGUACUAUGCUUGUCAGUUUUGUUUUACUUAUGGAGAUUGUAGGAAUAGAAUGGCGUUCCAUUAUGUCAGUUCUCUUUCAUGUACCAUUUUUAUUAGGUCAUUUAAUGAAUCCUUUAAUUUCAUAUUUAACACGUACAUGGGAUGGUUUUCAAAUGGCAGUUUCUAUACCAUCACUUUUUUUAUUAUCGUAUUAUUGGAUUAUACCUGAAUCACCAAGAUGGUUAUUUGCUGUUGGGAAGUUAUCAAAAGCAGAACAAAUUUUAAUUAAAGCAGCUGGUAGAAAUAAAAUACCAAUAGAGAAUGUUAAAACAGCAAUUGAAACAUAUGAAUGUAAUAUAGGAAUUUAUCAUAAACAAAAUGAAAAAAAAUAUAAUAUUACACAUUUAUUUAGAACUCCAAAUUUAAGAUUAAAAACUAUUUUUAUAUGUAUUAAUUGGUUUAUAUGUGGUAGUUGUUUCUUUGGAUUAACACAAUAUAUGGGUUAUAUUGAUGGUAAUAUUUUUAUAAAUGUUGCUGUAUCAGCUGCUAUUGAAUUACCUGGAACUAUAUUAGUUUUAUUUUUAAUAUCACGUGUAUCACGUUUAAAAAUUUUAAUAUGUGCAAAUCUUCUAUCUGCUGCAAGUUUGCUUUUGUUAAUUAUAAUGUCAAAUUCACGUUUUACGAUAAUUUUAACUAUAUUAGGUCUUGCGGGAAUGUCACUCAGUUUUCCAACUGUAUACCUAUAUAGUAGUGAAGUAUUUCCAACUGUAAUCAGAAAUAUUGGUAUUGGUCUAGGAAGUGUUUGUGCAAGGACUGGAAGCAUGAUUGCACCAUAUAUCGCUACAAUGGGAAAAAUUAAAUCUUGGUUACCACCAUUAAUAUUUGGAAGUGGACUAUUAUUUGGUGCUUUUUUAUGUUUCUUUUUACCAGAAACAAUGAACUGUGAAUUACCAGAAACUAUUGAAGAUAGUGAAAAUUUUGGAAAAAAACGAAGUGGAAAAAAUGCAAUAAAAUAAUAUUUAUUUAAAACUCAUAAGAAAAGCAAUAGAAUAACGAAACAAAUCCUGUGUAAUUGAUAUAUGUAAAAUAAAAAUUUUUUGAUACAUAUGUAUAUAAAA
Apis laboriosa (Himalayan honeybee) is the source of this 1748-nucleotide messenger RNA. Its product is annotated as organic cation transporter protein-like. Gene Ontology annotation, molecular function: transmembrane transporter activity. Lineage: Eukaryota; Metazoa; Arthropoda; Insecta; Hymenoptera; Apidae. The record is from RefSeq and is a predicted model, not a curated record. Gene Ontology annotation, cellular component: membrane. The transcript is spliced from 9 exons. Gene Ontology annotation, biological process: transmembrane transport. Bases 114 to 1646 code for a protein of 510 amino acids.